AUGCGAUGCAUGAAGAAGAAGAAGAAGAAGAAGAAGAAGAAGAAGAAGAAGAAGAAGAAGAAGAAGAAGAAGAAGAAGAAGAAGAAGAAGAAGAAGAAGAAGAAGAAGAAGAAGAAGAAGAAGAAGAAGAAGAAGAAGAAGAAGAAGAAGAAGAAGAAGAAGAAGAAGAAGAAGAAGAAGAAGAAGAAGAAGAGGGGGCGCAGCGACGCCAGAUGA
This is a messenger RNA of Closterium sp. Yama58-4, 216 nucleotides long. NCBI's taxonomy places the organism in Eukaryota, Viridiplantae, Streptophyta, Zygnematophyceae, Desmidiales, Closteriaceae. The record is from the annotation of a GenBank genome assembly.